AUGUCCUCGUCUUCGUCUACCGGGUACAGCAACAACAAUGCCGCCCAUAUUAAACAAAAGAGCACACUGAGACAAAGAGAGGCGUCCUCUGUCAGCGUCAGCGACGAAGUGUCGAGCGUAGAUGAGAAGGACGCGGAAGAUUCCUCGAAGGAGAAGGCCUGUGCGCAAAACUCAUUGUUGCGCCUGGAAUCCAUUGUGAUGCCGGUAAUCUUUACCGCAUUGGCUCUGUUUACCAGAAUGUACAAGAUCGGCAUCAACAACCAUGUCGUUUGGGAUGAGGCGCAUUUUGGUAAAUUUGGGUCUUACUACUUGAGACAUGAGUUUUACCACGACGUUCAUCCUCCCCUGGGAAAAAUGCUUGUCGGUUUGUCUGGUUUUUUGGCAGGCUACAACGGUUCUUGGGACUUCCCAUCUGGGGAGAUCUACCCAGACUAUCUGGACUUCGUCAAGAUGAGGCUGUUCAACGCGUCGUUCUCUGCGCUUUGUGUCCCAUUGGCAUACUUUACCGCAAAGGCCAUUGGAUUUUCACUGCCCACCGUUUGGUUGAUGACCGUUCUGGUCUUAUUUGAAAACUCGUACAGCACUUUGGGUAGGUUCAUUCUUCUGGACUCAAUGCUGCUGUUCUUCACCGUGGCAUCGUUCUUUAGUUUCGUCAUGUUUCACAACCAAAGAUCCAAGCCCUUCUCCAGAAAAUGGUGGAAAUGGCUAUUGAUCACGGGUAUUUCUUUGGGUUGCACCAUUUCCGUCAAGAUGGUGGGUCUAUUUAUCAUCACUAUGGUCGGUAUCUAUACUGUGAUUGAUUUAUGGACCUUCCUGGCAGAUAAAUCCAUGUCGUGGAAAAGUUACAUCGGCCAUUGGUUGGCAAGAAUCUUCGGUCUUAUCAUCGUUCCUUUCUGUAUUUUCUUACUGUGUUUCAAGAUCCAUUUUGACCUGCUGUCGCACUCCGGCACAGGUGAUGCCAACAUGCCAUCCCUUUUCCAGGCAAGAUUAGUCGGGUCUGAUGUCGGACAAGGUCCUCGUGACAUUGCAUUGGGUUCAUCACUCGUCUCGAUCAAAAACCAGGCUCUUGGGGGUUCUUUAUUGCACUCACAUAUACAAACCUAUCCAGAAGGCUCCAACCAACAGCAAGUGACAUGCUACGGCUACAAAGAUGCCAACAAUGAAUGGUUCUUCAACAGAGAAAGAGGCUUACCAUCGUGGUCAGAAAAUGACACCGACAUUGAAUAUUUGAAAGCAGGCGCCCCUUACAGAUUGGUACACAAGAGCACCGGUAGAAAUUUGCACACUCACCCAGUCGCCGCUGCAGUAUCCAAGACACAAUGGGAAGUUUCUGGUUAUGGUGAUGAUUUUGUUGGCGACAACAAAGACAAUUGGGUUAUUGAAAUCAUGAACCAAAGAGGGGAUGAAGAUCCAGAGAAGCUUCAUACAUUGACCACUUCCUUCCGUAUAAAGAACAUGGAAAUGGACUGCUACUUGGCUCAAACCGGUAGCAGUUUGCCCGAAUGGGGGUUUAGACAACAAGAAGUUGUUUGUAUGAAGAAUCCAUUCAAGAGGGAUAAGAGAACAUGGUGGAACAUCGAAACUCACGAAAACGAAAAAUUGCCACCAAGGCCUGAAGACUUCCAAUACCCAAAGACUAAUUUCUUCAAGGAUUUCAUCCACUUAAACCUAGCCAUGAUGGCCACUAAUAACGCGUUGUUACCAGACCCAGACAAAUUCGAUUAUUUGGCUUCUUCAGCAUGGCAAUGGCCAUCUCUGAAUGUUGGUUUGAGACUUUGUGGCUGGGGGGAUGACAAUCCAAAGUACUUCUUAUUAGGUACCCCAGCCUCCACAUGGGCAUCCAGCGUUGCUGUCCUAGCAUUCAUGGCCAUCAUCGUCAUAUUGCUGAUCAGAUGGCAAAGACAAUACGUGGAUCUGACUAGCCCAUCUAACUGGAAUGUUUUCCUGAUGGGUGGGUUCUACCCGCUACUAGCCUGGGGCCUACAUUAUAUGCCAUUCGUCAUCAUGUCCAGGGUCACUUAUGUCCACCAUUACUUGCCUGCGUUAUAUUUUGCACUGAUUAUUUUGGCAUACUGUUUCGACGCAGGUUUGCAAAGAUGGUCCAGAUCUAAAUGUGGUCGUAUCAUGCGUUUUGUCUUGUACGCCGGAUUCAUGGCUCUUGUGAUUGGAUGCUUCUGGUACUUCUCCCCCAUCUCAUUCGGCAUGGAAGGCCCAAGCGAUAACUUCCGUUAUUUGAACUGGUUAUCCACUUGGGAUAUUGCUGACAGACAAGAAGCAUGA
Saccharomyces kudriavzevii IFO 1802 is the source of this 2280-nucleotide messenger RNA. It is a transcript of the gene PMT2, whose product is annotated as dolichyl-phosphate-mannose-protein mannosyltransferase PMT2. Gene Ontology annotation, molecular function: dolichyl-phosphate-mannose-protein mannosyltransferase activity. The transcript has a single exon. The record is from RefSeq and is a predicted model, not a curated record. Bases 1 to 2280 code for a protein of 759 amino acids. Gene Ontology annotation, cellular component: endoplasmic reticulum; membrane. Lineage: Eukaryota; Fungi; Ascomycota; Saccharomycetes; Saccharomycetales; Saccharomycetaceae. Gene Ontology annotation, biological process: protein O-linked glycosylation via mannose.